AUGCUCCAACAACUUUUACAAGGGCAAGCCAAAGGUUCUCUGGAAAUGAACAACAAGCUGGUUGAGAUACACUCUAAACUAGAGUCAUUGACUUCAAGAGUCCAAAUCAUUGAGUCUUCAAGUGCAUCAUCCUCUUCACCACAAGAGUAUGCCCAAGCAGUUACACUAAGAAGUGGAGCAAUUCCCGAAGCUCGAUCGAGCCAGAAGAGAGCAGACAAAGCAAACUCCAGCCAACCAGCUAAACCUGUUGCAAAGAAGAAAGACACUCCAGCAGGACCACCACCAUACAAGCCCCCUCUGCCCUUUCCAGGAAGGUUCAAGAAACAACUGUUGGAAGCACACAAGGCCAAGUUUGAUGAACUAAUGAGACAGCUUGAGCUGAAGUUGCCCUUCAUCGAUGCCUUGAUGCUCAUUCCACCUUAUCAGAAAUUUCUGAAGGAUGCUGUUCAGCAAAGAACCAGGGAAGCACAAGGGAUGGUAGUGUUGACUCGCGAGUGCAGUGCAAUCAUUCAGCGGAAGUCUCUGCGAUCUAGGAUCAUCGUCAGCCUCAUGCCUUUGUCUGUAGCAAAGAGACUGGGAUAUCACAAGUACCAAGCCUGCGGAAUCUCACUAGUCUUGGCAGAUAGAUCGAUAAGGUUACCAACUGGGAUGCUUGAAGACCUGCCUUUGAGGAUAGGGAAUGUGGAGAAAUCCCCACAGACUUCAUUGUGCUUGAGAUGGAUGAGGAACCAACAGAUCCAUUGA
Messenger RNA from Microthlaspi erraticum, 744 nucleotides. Lineage: Eukaryota; Viridiplantae; Streptophyta; Magnoliopsida; Brassicales; Brassicaceae. The record is from the annotation of a GenBank genome assembly.